AUGCCUUCAACGUCUACUAUCAACAUGUUAGAAGACAAUAUUCUAAUUGAGAUCGACGGUGUCGGCUCGAUGUGGGACACCUAUUGUCUUGGUCUAAAUGUGGUCACUCCUGGCUUCAAGCGAGUUGUUUUUCGGUUUAGAAACAUCGACAAGGCCCUUCAGGUGGAAGAAACCACUGUAAAGUGCGAGGAGGUGGACAGUGUGAAGAUUGAGAAGGACGAUCACGAUCAGGUUCAACUCGACGAGGAUUCUGUGACUGUGUCUCCAUGUAACCUCCUGACUCGACGCUGCGAUAAUCCAAAUGCAAGCCCAACCAACCCGCAUGCACCGUGGCGCUAUUCAGUGCGACCGUUUGAUCGGUCCGACAUCGCUACCAAAAGGAAGGUGCUGCAUCAAGACAUCAACGACUAUCCCUCCAAGCGUCGUAAAUUCUAA
Molecule: messenger RNA, 435 nt
Organism: Suillus clintonianus
Lineage: Eukaryota; Fungi; Basidiomycota; Agaricomycetes; Boletales; Suillaceae
Exons: 3
Coding region: 1-435 (144 amino acids)
Source: RefSeq, a predicted model, not a curated record